Galdieria sulphuraria is the source of this 553-nucleotide messenger RNA. RefSeq lists its product as uncharacterized. NCBI's taxonomy places the organism in Eukaryota, Rhodophyta, Bangiophyceae, Galdieriales, Galdieriaceae. The coding region runs from base 28 to 408 and encodes 126 amino acids. The record is from RefSeq and is a predicted model, not a curated record. The transcript has 3 exons.
GUGAUUUGAAAAUUGCCAUGGGGGAAAAUGAGUGGGAGGGGAGGAAGGAUUGGGGCCAGAUUGGAGAGGGGUCAAUUCGAAAUGUGGAUGGGCAAUUGUGAUUUUGAAAUUGCCAUGGGGGAAAAUGAGUUGGAGAAGGAUUGGGGCCAAUUGCAAUUGGGAAGAAAGGGGGCCAACCCAGAGGCAGAUUGUGAUUUUGAAAUUGCCAUUAUUGUUGGGCAGUGUCUGAAAAGGACAGGGUGGUUUGAAUUGAGGAAAUUAAGAAAAUACGAGAAAGGUGUUCGAGAAGACUUAAAUAGUAGUAAACUUGACGACAUACUGUUCACGCAAUAUUUCUAUGUUUUUAUCAUACAACCUGAUUCAAAAACAUUUUUUUUUAAACUUGAAAAAACUAUGCUAAAAAAUUAAUAUAGUCAAUUAAAACAUUGAAAACAUUAAUAAAGAAUUUUUUUUAUUGAAUUGAUUUUCAACGCUUAUAUGUCAAUGUUUUCAAAUAAACUCUAUAUUAAGGCAAAAAAUUCAAUAAAUCCUAAAUAAAUAAUUUUAAAUUAAA